Messenger RNA from Darwinula stevensoni, 8748 nucleotides. The record is from the annotation of a GenBank genome assembly. NCBI's taxonomy places the organism in Eukaryota, Metazoa, Arthropoda, Ostracoda, Podocopida, Darwinulidae.
AUGAGAAUUACUGGUACAGGUCAUAUGGAUCAGUUUGUCAGGCACAGUGAGGACAUGAAUGCUUCUGUUCCUUCUGGAUUCCCAUCAUCACCUUCAGUGAAGCUGAAGCCAAAGCACAUACAUUGUGCAGAUGGAUCUCGAAGCUUCAGCUACAAUGCAGAAAGUCCUGGACUGCGGGGAACAAACAGGAGCUUUGGUUUGGAUCUCAGCCUUUUCUACCCCCCUGAGGAUUCAAAAUCACUUCAGCCUUUAAACCCAAAUAAAGGGAUUGUUUCUCUGGAGGAAGGAAGUCUGCAGGUCUUAACAGUGAACAAGGUAGCUUGCAGAAUCCUGGGGUACUCAGCACUAGAGCUUAGCACUUUAACUCUGAAGGACCUUUAUCAGGGACAUAAGCUGCAGAAGACCAUUGCAGAGAGUAUUGGGAUUGAUUCUUCUGGCAGAGGUGUCUUACAUAGUGGCACAGUGGUUGAGUUCACCCACAAAGAAGGUCACUUGAUUCCUGUGAGCCUAUGGUUGAGAUUGUUCUCCUAUGGAAAUUGUCAGCGGCUCAUUGCUGUUUUUGAACCAGUUGAGAAGUUCGUAGCCAGGAUACAUUUUGAUGGGGAGGGAAUCAUCCAAGAUGUGGAUGAGGUGGGUGCUGCUCUAUUAGGAGUACCUCUGGACAAGAAUGAACUGAUUGGGAAGAAGUUGGUGGACUUUUUCCCCACCAUUGCCUCACCAUCUUUACCAUCCCAGCCACCAGCUUCACCAUCCAAAGAGGUUAGUUGCAUGAAGCAGAUGCUCACAUCAAGGACAAUAGAUGGUAUUAAUACACCUGUAUCCAUGAAAAUCCUCCCUGAGGAAGAUGAAUUGGGGGAACUCAUCCCAGGGAGAUUUUGUGCUUUUGUUUGGACUUACUUGAAUGUGAGUGGUUUGGUUGUGUGGGAUGCUACCAAGGAUACUAUAGAAGAUAUCAACCCAUCUGUAUGCUCUCUCCUCUUUGGAUAUAAAACUCAGGAACUUCUUGGAAGAGUUGAUGGUGCUGAAGUGUUGAAUGGCAAUUUUUCAAGAGGAGAUUUUCAGAUGAUAUCAACUCCAGCUGCAAAAUCAGCCCGUCCCAAGGAAACAUCCUCCUGCCUCCAUAUACCUCCUGGCCGGUACUCCACACAGGCAAAGCACAAGACAGGACAUAGUGUCCUUGACAUGGUGUCCUUUCAGUUCCUAGAUGGAACAGCCACUCCAGAUGCAUUGAUCCCUGAGAAUGAGUUUGCAAGUGGAGAAUAUGGGAAGAAGUACACCAACCUUCAUGAAAUUGGACAGGGAGGGUUUGGCUUUGUCAAGGCAGCCUUUAGGAACUGCGAUCGUAGACUUGUAAUAACCAAGUUCAUAGAAAAGAAGAAAGUCUUUCGAGAGUCCUGGAUCAAGAGUGAUCAUUUUGGUAAUCGUGAUGUCCCUCUUGAGAUACACAUAUUGAGCCAACUCCAUCAUCCUAAUAUUGUGGAGGUAUUAGAUGUGUUUGAGACAGAGUUGCUGUUCCCAUUAGUGAUGGAGAAGCAUGGCAGUGGAAUGGAUUUAUUUGAGUUCAUAGAAAGGCACCCCAAACUUACUGAACCUCUUGUAUCUUACAUCUUCAGGCAGAUUGUGGAAGCUCUGAAGUAUUUGCACGGACAAGGAAUAGUACACCGGGACAUCAAAGAUGAGAAUAUCAUUUUGAAUGAAAAGUUUCAUGCCAAGCUGAUUGACUUUGGGUCUGCUGCACCCAUUUCCCCUGGGAAAUUUUAUUCAAAGAUGUGUGGCACUACUGAAUACUGCAGCCCUGAAAUACUUCUUGGUGAAAAGUAUGCUGGACCAGAAGCAGAGGUCUGGGCUUUGGGUGUCACUCUAUACACUCUGGUGUAUGGGGAGAACCCAUUCUUCAGCAUUGAGGACAUUAUUGAGGAAGACCUCGAGUUCCCUUGGGAUCCUUCUAAAGAAUUGAGUCAGCUCCUGCAAGGACUCUUGGAAAAGUAUCCAACCAGGAGGAUGAGUUUGGAGGCAGUAGCCCAACAUCCUUGGGUUCAGUUGCCUUUUGACCCCACUUCAGUCACCUUUGAAGAAGUCAUUUCCUGUGAUGCAGAUGAACUGGUUCCACCAAAGUAUUAUCCAAAGGAAAUACAACAGCCAAGGACACCAGGCUUCGGCAUGGACAGCUUCCAACCUUACCGUAGCCAUGGCGUCAAUGGUGCAACACCAGAGGCGAAUCUCUGUGGAGCAAUGCUUGUUCCUCCAAGCAGAAAUCCACCACUAGAAGUAGUGGUUGCAUUGGGGGUGGCUAAUCCACCAAAUGAGAACCCAGCACUGAGGGGAGCUAGGCCUACUGUGGCAGGUGUGGUUGUAACAUUGCUCUGUCCAAAAGAGAGUCCUGUAGGUGCACUGGAUGUUCCUAUGGGCCCUCCAAAUGAGGUCGGUGUGGUACCAGUGCUGAAUGUCACAUUGGCUGUCUUGGCCAGGGAGGGAAACCCCAUCCCUGUAGUAGAAGCUCCAGAGCCAGAGAGGACCAUGGCACCAGGUCCCACUAUACAAAACUCACAUCUCCCAGACAAGAGGCCACAUCCAGAAAAACCCAGAUUUGUGAGCUACAAUGCAACAUCCUUGGAAAGAAGUUACAAAUGGGAAGUUCUAACAGAGCCUGACCUUGGUGUGUCAAUUGAUCUCAUAAACUUGGAAGCAUAUGAACCACAGCCAGAUGCACAACUAGAUCCUGCUGAUGAGCGGCUGCUGGAAGAGGAUGCCCAUGCUCAGCAGGAUUCCAAGAGAUCCCGUCAUCAUGCCAAAAGUGUGUCGUGGCUCCGGAGGACUGAGUAUAUUUCUACAGAAUUGACUCGCUUCCAGCCACAAACUAUUGACAAGGUAGAAGCCAAGGUUGGAUACAAUAUCAAGAAGAUGUACAAGGAAGAGAAUCUCUACAUGGAUAAAGAAAGUCAAAUGAAGGCAAUUGACAAAACCUUUGAUGAUGCCAAGAAGCCUAUCAAGGAACACUAUAGCAAACCAGGUGUUGUCCCAGUGGAAAUUCUCCCUGUUCUUCCUGACUUCCAGCUAUGGAAGUAUCCAUGGGCACAAGUAAUUUUUGACUCAGACCCAGCUCCAUCUGGUCAUCCUUCAAUGCUGCAGCAAGAAGAAAUGUCUCAAGCCAUGAUCCGAGGUGUGAUGGAUGAGAGUGGAGAACAAUUUGUUGCAUAUUUCCUGCCAACUGAGGAUACAUUGGAGAAGAGGAGGAAAGAUUUUCAAGAAGGAGUGGAAUAUAAAGAUGAUGAGGAAUACGAAUAUCGGAUGGCUCGAGAAUAUAAUUGGAAUGUCAAGAACAAGGCUUCAGGAGGAUAUGAAGAGAAUCAUUUCUUCAUUUCCCGCCCUGAUGGAAUGUAUUAUAAUACUCUGGAGACCCGCGUACGCUUGACAAAGAGGCGGCUCAAGCCUGGAGCAAAGCCAAACAACACUCGUCUCAUUGUCACACACCGACCGCUGAAUAGGCAGGAGCACAAUAACCUCCGAAUGAGAGAGAAACAACUUGAGACAGGAGGUGAAGAUGAAGAUGAGGAAGAGGACCAAGAAGACAAGGAUAAUGAGAAAGAAAAUAAAUCAAGUUCCAGUGAUGAAGAGGAGGAGGGAGAGAAGAAAAGAAAAGCUAGUGCAAGUGAAGAAAGUGAAGAUGAGGGUAGUGGGAAAAGUGGAUCCAGUGAGGAGGAGGAUGAUGAAGGGAAGGAGAAGGCUAAACAAAAGAAGGCAGAACAUAGUGCAAAGGAUGGUGAAGGAAGUGAUAAGGCACAAGGCAUGAGGGGAGAAAAGGAGCAGACUGUGGAAUCUGUGAUAGCAAAUUCUUCCUUGCCUUUGGAGAAAAGGCUCACAUUUGCAGAGAAUGUAUUCUUUGCUCCUCGUAUGGAGAUCCAUUGGAAGGAGAAUUCGGUCUUGGAGUGCCUGUCAUCCCUCCUCCUUCAACCUGCUGAACCAUCUCAGCUGUCUGCCAUUGAAGAGGUCAUGCUUUCAAUUAAGGAUAUCCAAAAGAAGAUUCAAGACUUCCUCAUUAAAUACCUGUUCCAUCGAGACUUGCACAUGAGUUAUCAUCUUCUUUUUCUGGUGAUGCAGGGGAAAGAACCUCGCAGCCAGCUCCAGCCUCAUAUCCAAUUGCUGCUUAAGAUCUUGGUUGAAGCCCUUGGCAACUUAGAGGCUUCCAAAGUGUCCCAUAUUUUCCAAGUUCUGCUCAUGGGAUACUUUGGCCAGGUGAAAGAAGAAACACACACCCUACCCAAGGAAGCAAUGCUCCUGUUCCUCUUCCAUUUGCUUCGACUGUACCCAAAAGUGGAAGGGGGGACUGCCUUUGAGUGUGGGAAGCUUCCAAAAGCCCCUCCAAAGUUGGAAGCCCCUCAAUGCUUGUCCAUCCUGGCAGGAGUAUUUGAAAUGCUGCAACAACUGAAAGUCGAUCCUCUCAAAGAUGUAUGUGGUGGCACCCUACAAACCUGGAUCUCAGCAUUGUUGGAAAUUCUUCUGAAGGAGCCAUUCCAUCCUGUACCUGCUUGGUUUCAGGUGAUGUCAGAAGUAGGAUUGUUAGAUAUACGAUUCUUGGAAUCAAAGAUCUCACGAAUCCUUGCCCUUGGGAUGACUAGCAAUCAGAGCACUGCUCAGAGCAAAAGUGCACUUGCCCAUAUGCUUUGCACUUGUCUCAGUCAAUAUCACAGCAUUCGUCAAGUUCCAAAGCUUAUUGCAAAGCUGCUGAAUGGCCUGAGAGAUGAGAUCAUCCAGGAAGGACAAGCUAUAAAAAUUGCAGAGAUCCCUGAGGAGUUUUUAUUGCAGUUUGGUGAAUGCAUCAGUCGCUUGGCACCUGGGCAAAGCAUUGAGCUAUGGAAGACACUUCUGCAUUUCACAUCAGCCAAAGCCUUUCAGGAUGCUAACUUGUUAUGGGUGCAAGAGAAGCAUUUCCUAGUUAUGUCAAUGAAGUUGUUUGAAACAUAUAUGCGGCACGUACGUCUCCUGGACUGCUCACUCCCAUUGGCAGUGGCUAACCGUGUACCAGAGCAUAUGCAUCGGACACAAUGUGACACCUUACUGCAUCUGGCUCAAAAGAUCCUCCAGCAGGAACAUGACUGGGAGAUAAUGGGAGGAUUUCUCAACUUGAGUCACAGCUGGGGAGAGCUUCACACACUUCUUCAGACAUAUGACAAAGGGGAAACUGGUCCUAAAAUCAUGAAGGUUCCAGACAAUGGAGCAACAGACUUAUCUUCUGUGCACUCUCACAUCGAUGCAACCACUUGGGCCCAGAUUGCUUCCCGUGUCCUGAACUUUGGGGAUACUGAUUGCCAUAAGUUCCUGUAUAAACUAGUGGUCCAGAAGUUGAAGGCAAAUGAGUUACUUCAGGAAGUACCAGAUCUGGAUGCCAGGGCAAGUUGUCUCAAAUUUUUGACGGAACACUGUGACAAUCAUGGAGAGGAGAUGAAGCAAUAUGUGCCAUACCUUGCUGUCAUGAUGAAUGACUUCCAGCUCCUUGCCCUUGGGAAUGAGGUAGUGGCUGCACGGCUGAGGGCCCAGUCGGACUGGGGCAGAGAUAUCUUGGCUUCCUUCUGUGAGAUCCCUAUGCUCCAGAAUGCUCUUGUGUUUGAACUGUGUGCUCAGCUAGGACGCUCCAUUGCUCGGGUGAAGGGUAAGCACAAGGUCAGUGGCCUUUGUGCCAUGCCAGCACUAGGUGUUUUGAGCUUGCUUACAGAAGAGCAUGGAGUGAAGUGGGUCUCACAAGGUCAGACCAAGAACCCAGAACUUUUGGUUCAGGCCUGGGGAAAGUUUGCAGAGGUUAUACGUGAGAGAGAAGUGACUGGUGAGCUUCGGGUGAAAGACUGGACAGGGAUCAGAGGAACGCUAGAAGCAUUCCUGGACUUACCACUUGAGUACAUCUCACCUGAUAAUCAAAGCCUUGUUGUUCUUGUUCUCUGCCUCCUCCUGGACCAUAUGAAAGAGGUCAGGGAGGAAGAAGACUGGGUAAAGCCCUUGUGCUACCAGGUCAUGCAGGGGGCUAUUGGGCAUCAACAGUACAUCCCAUUAUUUCAAUGGGCUGACACCUCAUUCUUCUUUCUUUGGUUCACUUGGCAACAUGACCAGGUGGACGGAAGAGUCUUACGGGCUUUUGGAAAACUUGCCAGUGGAAGUAAGACUUCAAUCAAUUGCCUAGAACCAUUUGUAGAUGCCUUUAGGAAUGCUGCUACCAUCACACAGCAACAUUUGGAUGUGGCUGUUUCACUCAUUGUCCCUCUUUUCAAACAAUGGACUGCAAAAAGCGUGGAGAAGGCAAGGAGCCUCUUGAAGAAGCUGGUAGCAGCAGUUGAGGUGUGGAUUCUGGUGUACCUUGAGAGCCUGAGUGAAGAGACUUUGCAGUUGCAAACAGAGGAAACCCUGUGGGAAUGUGCUGAGGCUUGUCUUGCAUACCGGUUUCAUCGUUCCAAGAAGUCACCUCAUAAAUGGAAAAUACUUGGGAGUCUCUUGAUGUUUGCAUGCUCUUCCUCUCAUACAAGAGGAACUUUGGGGUUCCUGCAGCUCUUGAACACUCAUCAAGAUGAACUGAAGGAAGCACUUCCAUCAGAUUAUCCCCAGAUCCAAUGGCAAAUUCUUCAGAGACUCAGUCUAUGGGAUGAAGCUGGGAAGUGUCUUGAAUAUGUCUUUGUACACAGCAAGGAAGAUGAGCUUCAUGUGCUUUGUAAAACCAUGCUAGAAUUGAUGCGGGAGGCAGUUGAGUCUGGAAAAGAAGAGAAGGUGAGACUAGCGUUAUGUCCAUGGAAAGCACUCUUGCAAGCUUUCAUGCCUGAAGAGACCUUUCAAUUCAAAUGCAAUGCUGUGGAGAAAUUGUCUGUGAUGCUUCUGUUGCCUGAAUUAACCCUGGCAUCCCGAGUCCAUGUUCUCAAGUUCCUCUCUGAUUGCAUUUCUCGUGGAUCCGUGAAGUGGGAUAUGGGGCUCAUCUUGGAUUGCUUCCCAUGCAAGGAGCAGAUGGAGCAACAUUCCAUGAUUACCAUAAAUGCCCUCACAGCAUGUGGUGAUGUCUUGAAAGCUGUUCUGGGUCAGCCAAUGCGCAAUAGUAGAGUGCCUCUCAUUGUGGAGAAGCUGCGAUUUGUGAUCCACACCACCCAGAGAUAUGCAUUAAAUGGCAACUUACCUAUCAUGGAGGAAGCUGCACUCACUCAGUGUGCCAAUGAUAUCACAAGGCUUUUGGCACUCUUGAAGAAUAGUGCAGAAGACAUGAAGCGUGUUGCCCCAUAUCUAGCAGCCAGUAUCAUUGCUGGCUUUGUUGGUGGCACCUUUCCUUCAGCUAUUGAGAGUUCUCUGAUGGCAGGAUUGAUGAAUGUAUUGGACCUGUGUGAUGAGCAUGGAAUUGGGAUGCUUAGAGUCCAGCUCAAUCAUGCACCAAGAGAGGUGUUCCUGGCUGCCCUUGAGCAGUACCGCAAAUAUCACAAAUCAGCUGUGAGUUGCAACAUGGUGAGGACUUUGCGUUCUCAGAGAAACUUACAGCAAGACAAGGAGAAUGGUUUCAAGCAGGAGACAGCAACAUCAGGCUUGCAAAGAACAAGAAGAAAAAAAAGACCUUUGCAGGAGAAACUCCAGAAUCAGAAGAAAGCUGAGAGCUCCAGGCAAGAGUCGGAAUGCAGCCCUAGCAAAAACAAUCUUGGAGAGAACAGUUAUAAGAGAAAUGAAUCUCAUUCAAGUAGCAGUGAGGCAAUCUCAAGAUUGCAUCCUGCACAAAUUAACUUGGACAUCAUCCUCCAGAAUGUGGCACAUGUGAAGGAGAAACAAGAGAAGAAACACAAGAGUUACUCACAUCGCUCAUGCAAUUUAGGACCCUUGAAUCCAUUGAAGACUCCAGCCGCAAGAAGGCUGAGGCAUGUCAAGCAGUCCACUCCUCGGAUUGACAAGGAAGAACUUGAAGAGGAGUCUUGCUUUGGUUUUACCAGUGAUGAUAGUGACAUUUCACUGCCAGUGUCUCCUGUGAAGAAGGAUAGUGUUGUGGGGGAGUUGCAUCUGGCAAGCCCUGGAACAUCCUCAGUUGCAUCAUUCAAGUGCAAACCUUUUCGAGCCCCAAAUCAUAUCCCUUUCAGAUUCUCAGUGGAUGAUCUCAUUAGACAAAGGCAAAGAGCCCUGGCCUUAUCUCAUAUUCGUGGGGGCUUCUCAUCCCUGCAAGAUGAACAUUCCAGAUUUUCUUGUCUUGAUUCACAGACAUCUAACUCGAAUCAGACUGAGAUUACAAAGUCAGCAACUUUUCUCAAGGAGUGCCCUCUGGUUGAUGAUUCAGAUCAUGGGAAAAGCAAGCCUCUCAAAGAGGAAGGAAAGAAAAAUAGAAGUAGAAAGCCAAGGAAGAACAAGGAUGAAGAUUUGGGAAGUCCAAAGAAGAAAAAGAAUGAAGGUUUAAGAAAGCCAAGAAAGAAAAAGGAUGACAAUUUGGACAAGAAGUCACAUCCUUCCACAUUCAAGACACGAAAAAAGAAAGUAGAUCCUGCUGAAGUUGAGAGGUGGGCCUCGACGAUGAAUGCUCAGUUCGACGAGAUUGACAAGAUGGAACUCUGUUUUCCAUUGUUGGCGACGACAGACUUGAGGCGAGUGCGGAAGGAAGCACAGGCCUUGGCGACGAUGGCCUUGUCCAUUUGGGUCAUCACCUUCCUGUCACUGGAAACACGCAUGGAUAGACCUCCAGACCAUGGAGGUCUUUGUGAAUUGGGUUUUGCUUUGCACAAUCUUGCCAUCCAGCUGUUCUGCGUCCGAGGGUAA